Molecule: messenger RNA, 1917 nt
Organism: Triplophysa rosa
Lineage: Eukaryota; Metazoa; Chordata; Actinopteri; Cypriniformes; Nemacheilidae
Gene: cdc42
Product: cell division cycle 42
Exons: 6
Coding region: 141-716 (191 amino acids)
Biological process (GO): modification of synaptic structure; small GTPase-mediated signal transduction
Cellular component (GO): dendritic spine
Molecular function (GO): GTP binding; GTPase activity
Source: RefSeq, a predicted model, not a curated record
UGAGAUAAAGUGACGCAGCGCGCCCCUGCUCUUCAGUGCGGGAAACCCCGAGCUAGCGGACCUGCCAACGCCCGGCGCAGAGAAAUAAACAGAAAGGAUACGAUCUUGAAUGUGAUCAGUGGAUUUAUAAAAGCACAGCUAUGCAGACGAUCAAGUGUGUUGUUGUUGGCGACGGUGCCGUGGGCAAAACCUGUCUAUUAAUCUCCUAUACAACUAAUAAAUUCCCUUCGGAAUAUGUACCAACGGUCUUUGAUAACUAUGCAGUUACGGUUAUGAUUGGCGGUGAGCCGUACACUCUUGGACUGUUUGACACUGCAGGUCAGGAAGAUUACGAUAGAUUACGACCUUUGAGCUACCCCCAGACAGAUGUCUUCUUAGUCUGUUUCUCAGUUGUUUCACCUUCUUCGUUUGAAAACGUUAAAGAAAAGUGGGUACCUGAGAUCACCCACCACUGUCCAAAGACCCCCUUCCUGCUAGUGGGGACACAGAUCGAUCUGAGAGAUGAUCCCUCAACCAUUGAGAAGCUUGCCAAGAACAAACAGAAACCCAUCACUCCGGAGACAGCAGAGAAGCUGGCUCGCGAUUUGAAGGCCGUCAAAUAUGUGGAGUGCUCCGCUCUCACACAGAAAGGACUAAAGAACGUAUUUGACGAGGCGAUUUUGGCAGCCCUGGAACCCCCCGAGCCCAAGAAGAAGCGCAAAUGUGUGCUGCUAUGAGUUCUCUAUUUCCCAUGGCCCCGCCUCCCUCUAUCCCCUCUGUGCUCUGCUAAGGCUGGUCCACAGCUUUUCACUUUAAAGCAAUGUGUAAAAAAAGUGAGUUUCAAUAUUUGCUCCGCAAUAAAGAUAUAAAGACUACCCAACCAUGCACAUGUACACGUAAACACAUGCAAGCAAUUCACAUGCCCGUUAAUAUAAAAAAAAAACCUAGUGGUCCUUUUUAGUUUUGAUUCCUGGGGUCUUACUUCUGUACUUCAUGGUGAGAUGCUGCCAGCUGAAUUUUGUCACGUAAAUGGGUGAGUUUUACAGUAAAGCUUUGCAGACGCUCAGUGACCCGUCUUAAGUAGUUUUAGGUCGUAUCUGUUUCCGUUGUGCUGUGCAAACAGUUGUCUGACCUAAGACACAUCACUAGCCCAAACGUAACCGUAUUUUGAGACAUGCACUAGAGUCGUUUGUGAGCUUCAUCUCACCCUUCAACAAUAUCACCUGAAGUGCUUAGAAAUGACAGCUCCUUUUUCUUUGCCAAUAUUCACUUUAAUAGGCAUCUGAGACCGUAGCUCCGUAUACGGCUCAGUUGUUUUCCGUGGAUAAAUAUACUCCUCGCAGUGAUUGGCCUAUCUCAAGCAGGGAACUUUCUAACAGUGUUAGCAGAACAUGUGGCGUGUUCGAAUGCGUCGCUCGGGACCAUGGAAGCGAUUUUUCCAGAACUUGUGAUGCAUGUAGGUAAACCUCCUGGUUCCUUUGGAUAGGUUAACAUUUUAUUAAGAAUAAUGUAAGCUGACAAAUUGUCGUAGGCUCCAGUUGUUUUUACCAAAUGUUUUUUGUUUGUUUGUUUUUUGUCGUUGUAAUUUUUAUUUUCUUUGAUAAAGGUUCACUCCUUUCAUUUGUUUAGGACUGGAUCACAGCAAAUCUCUGAUCCACUUGUGAUUUUAAGGGCGUAAAUACAAUAGGAACCCAUUUGAAGUAUGUAGUAGUUCAUGCUAACCUCUCUGACGGACGUAAGUCUUUCAACAGAACCAAGUGUAGUCGUGCAGCACAGGUGGAUCAGAGGUUUUGGAUUUCCAGUCUUCACCUCUUCCUAGUUUUUUGGUUUGUUUUUAUUUUUAUUUCGUUGUAAACCAAAUGCUCUGUAUGAAGUCUCUCCUUUGUACUGUAUAUGCAUUCUUUUGAGAAAAAAUAUUAAACUUAUACCUUAAUUGCC